GUAUGCUGAGGUAUACCUCACCACUGUUUGUCCCUGUCCCCCACUGCCGUGGAAAAUUGGGACGUAAAAGAAUGCCCACUACUGAAGUGAAUGGCAUUCUGGAAAGGACAGGCAUCUUGCUCACUAAGCCUUGUGACAAGACUGGUUACUCUGAAAACUCUACCGCUGUAUAGCUUAACGCGCUUGAGAACCACACUGGGUCCCGUUAGAUGUGACCACAUCGCGUCAAAAAAGAUGGGCUUUUGCAUUUAUAAAAUACUUGGUUAUUAUCAAUGCCAUAGUAAUCAAAUAAUAAUUAAGGCGUAUUAUUAUGUAUCGAUAUGGGUGUAAGGCGAACGGUUAUGCACUAGCUUCCCUUUUUGGACCACUUCGCCCGUUGAUCGGAUUGGAUGGACCAAGCAUAUAUGCAUAGGAAAU
Molecule: messenger RNA, 417 nt
Organism: Babjeviella inositovora NRRL Y-12698
Lineage: Eukaryota; Fungi; Ascomycota; Pichiomycetes; Serinales
Exons: 1
Coding region: 91-330 (79 amino acids)
Source: RefSeq, a predicted model, not a curated record